UAUGACACGACAGUGCUGUGUUGUAUGUAAACAUGUCAUUAUUGGUUUGUCGGCGGAUACUUUAAUUAAACUUAGUAUAGUUUCUAAUAAUUGUAGAUAAUCAUGACAAAACUCGCUGAAUGGCUUGCUGGAGUUAUAGUAAUAACAGCCAUUUGGUUCUCCUGUUUGUCAAAUGAUAUAAUUUUAAAUAGUCAUGAUCUACACUCCUGGCUGCUACCAUUUUACGGGGUCAUUGCAUUUGGGCUUUAUUCUCUUGUUGUAGUUUUAUAUCGAGUUUUUACCUUCAAUGAUUGUCCUGAAGCUGCAAAAGAAUUAAAAGAGGAAAUCCAGAUGGCGAGAGAAGAUUUAGCAAAAAAAGGAUUUAAAUUUGAUGAUUGAACUGUAUUUAUACUGAUAACUAAUUAUAUCUUUUUGUGGACCAUAAAUAUUAUUUAUUUUUGUAAAUGGAAAUAAAUUAUCUUUGAAAAGA
Messenger RNA from Argiope bruennichi, 469 nucleotides. RefSeq names its product dolichol-phosphate mannosyltransferase subunit 3-like (gene Dpm3). The coding region runs from base 103 to 378 and encodes 91 amino acids. Lineage: Eukaryota; Metazoa; Arthropoda; Arachnida; Araneae; Araneidae. The record is from RefSeq and is a predicted model, not a curated record. Gene Ontology annotation, biological process: GPI anchor biosynthetic process. Gene Ontology annotation, cellular component: endoplasmic reticulum membrane; dolichol-phosphate-mannose synthase complex. The transcript is spliced from 4 exons.